Molecule: messenger RNA, 4733 nt
Organism: Rhodamnia argentea
Lineage: Eukaryota; Viridiplantae; Streptophyta; Magnoliopsida; Myrtales; Myrtaceae
Product: CLIP-associated protein-like
Exons: 21
Coding region: 183-4481 (1432 amino acids)
Biological process (GO): microtubule cytoskeleton organization
Cellular component (GO): cytoplasmic microtubule
Molecular function (GO): microtubule binding
Source: RefSeq, a predicted model, not a curated record
GCGUCACUCAGAAAACUACUUUUUUUUCCUCCACUGUAACACUCGCCACCAUCUCAAAACACCCCCCCCUUCUCUCUCUCUCUCUCUCUCUCUCUCCAUCGGAGAACUCUGAACCAACAACCUCCGCUCGAUCUGCUUUCUCUCUCCUCGUCGUACGGAUCCCCACCGUCUUCUCCGGCGAAAUGGAGGAGGCCUUGGAGCUCGCGCGCGCCAAGGACACGAAGGAGCGCUUGGCCGCCGUGGAGAGGCUCUACCAGCUCCUCGAGGCCUCCAGGAAGAGCCUCUCCGUCCCCGAGACGGCGUCACUCGUCGACUGCUGCUUGGAUCUCCUCAAGGACAACAACUUCAGGGUUUGCGAGGGCUCGCUCCAGGCUCUGGCCUCCGCGGCCGUCCUCUCCGGCGAGCACUUGAAGCUGCACUUGAAUGCGCUCGUCCCCACCGUCGUCGAGCGCCUCGGAGACGGCAAACAGCCUGUGAGGGAUGCCGCCCGGAGGCUGCUGCUCACUCUCAUGGAGGUUUCUUCGCCAACAAUAAUUGUUGAAAGGGCUGGGUCUUUUGCUUGGACUCACAAAAAUUGGAGAGUCAGAGAAGAGUUUGCUCGGACUGUGACUUCUGCAAUUGGUCUCUUUUCAUCUACAGAGCUUCCUCUUCAGCGGGCCAUCCUUCCGCCGAUUUUGCAAAUGUUGAACGACUCAAAUCAUGGUGUUAGAGAAGCAGCUAUAUCAUGCAUUGAGGAGAUGUAUACACAGGCUGGGUCUCAGUUUCGUGAUGAGCUUCAAAGGCAUCAUCUCCCUUCAGCAAUGGUGAAAGAGAUCAAUGCAAGAUUAGAGAAGCUCGAACCACAAAUUCGUAGUUCAAAUGGACUUACGGGUAAUUUUGCUGCCAUAGAUACAAAGCCUACAAGUCAUAACCCUAAACGAAAUAGUCCCAGGGCAAAGAGUUCUACCAGGGAUAUGUCUCUAUUCGGAGCUGAAGGUGAUGUCACCGUAAAACCUGUAGAACCAAUUACAGUAUACUCAGACAAAGAGCUGAUAAGGGAAUUUGAGAAGAUUGCUUCUACCCUUGUGCCGGAUAAAGAUUGGUCAGUUCGCAUUGCUGCCAUGCAGAAAAUCGAAGCACUAGUUCUUGGAGGUGCUGCUGACUCCCCAUGUUUCAAGGGACUUUUGAAGCAACUUGUGGGCCCUCUGAGCACACAAUUGUCUGACAGAAGGUCCAGCAUAGUGAAGCAGGCUUGCCACCUGCUAUGCUUUUUAUCCAAGGAGCUCCUGGGAGAUUUUGAAGCGUGUGCCGAGUUGUUCAUUCCAGUUCUUUUCAAGCUAGUUGUGAUCACUGUCCUUGUUAUUGCAGAGUCUGCUGAUAAUUGUAUAAAAACGAUGUUGCGUAACUGCAAGGUUUCACGUGUGCUUCCUCGCUUAGCCGACGGUGCAAAGAAUGACCGAAAUGCAGUACUUCGUGCAAGGUGUUGCGAGUAUGCAUUGUUGAUAUUGGAACAAUGGCCUGAUGCGCCAGAAAUACAUCGAUCUGCUGAUCUUUUUGAGGAUCUUAUAAGAUGUUGUGUCGCCGAUGCAAUGAGUGAGGUUCGAUCCACAGCCAGGUUGUGCUACAGAAUGUUUUCAAAAACUUGGCCAGAGCGCUCCCGCCGCCUGUUUUUAUCUUUUGAUCCUGUGAUUCAGAGGAUACUAAAUGAAGAAGAUGGUGGCUUGCACAGGCGACAUGCUUCUCCUUCGAUUCGUGAGAGAAGUGCACAUAUGUCGUCCGCUCAUACCUCUGCUCAUACAAGUUUACCUGGAUAUGGAACUUCUGCUAUUGUUGCAAUGGAUAAAACGUCUAGUUUGUCCUCAGGGACUUCUCUUUCUUCAGGGCUGCUUUUGUCACAAACAAAAGCAGCUGGUAAAGGUGCUGAGCGUAGUCUUGAAAGUGUGUUACAUUCAAGCAAAGAGAAGGUCAGUGCCAUUGAAAGCAUGCUUAGAGGCUUGGAUGUAUCUGAUAAGCGCAAUCCUUCUGCUCUUCGUUCAUCUAGUCUGGAUUUAGGAGUUGACCAUCCCUCUUCUCGUGAUCCGCCAUCUCCACAUGCAAUUCCGGCUUCUAACCAGAGCUCUUUAGCCUCAGAUUCAUCUGCAUCUGUUAUCGGCAGGGGUAGCAACCGAAAUGGUGGCUUGGGUUUAUCCGAUAUCAUUUCUCAAAUUCAAGCUUCCAAGGAUUCUGUCAAGUCAUCCUAUCGUGGUAAUGCGGUAACUGAGACUUUGUCAGCAUUUUCUGCCUAUUCAGCAAGGAGAACUUCAGAGAAGCUGCAUGAAAGGAGUUCAGUUGAGGAGAAAAGCGACAUUAGGGAAGCUAGGCGAUUGACAAAUCUGCACAUGGAGAGGCAAUAUAUGGACACACCACACAGAGAUGGAAGUUUAAGGGAUUUACAGAGCAGUCAUGUCCCCAACUUCCAGAGACCGCUUUCGAGAAAGGCUGUGGUGGGAAGAAUGACUGCAAGCAGGAGGAGAAGCUUUGAUGAUAGCCAGCUAGCACUGAGUGAUUUAUCAAGUUAUGUGGAUGGUCCAGCAUCUCUCAGCGAUGCUCUUAGCGAGGGUCUUAGUCCAAGUUCUGACUGGUCUGCUAGAGUUGCUGCUUUUAGUUAUAUAAAGUCUCUGCUGCAGCAAGGACCAAGAGGUAUUCAAGAAGUUAUCCAAAACUUUGAGAAGGUCAUGAAGCUAUUUUUCCAGCAUUUGGAUGAUCCACACCAUAAAGUUGCACAGGCAGCUCUUUCCACUCUUGCUGACAUCAUUAAAUCGUGCCGCAAACCCUUUGAGAGUUACAUGGAAAGGAUCGUACCACAUGUUUUUUCGCGUUUAAUUGACCCAAAAGAGUUAGUUCGGCAGCCUUGCUCAGCAACUCUAGAAAUUUUGAGUAAAUCAUACAGUACAGAUUCUCUACUACCUGCUUUGCUUCGAUCACUCGAUGAACAACGCUCUCCCAAGGCAAAAUUGGCAGUGAUAGAAUUUGCCAUCAAUUCUUUUAACAAGCAUGUGGCGAACUCUGAAGGUUCUGGUAAUAUUGGUAUAUUAAAACUAUGGCUUGCUAAGUUGAUUCCCCUAGCGCAUGAUAAAAAUACAAAGCUCAAGGAAGCAGCUAUUUCUUGUCUCAUAUCAAUUUACUCCCACUAUGAUUCGACUGCAUUUCUCAAUUUUAUCCUAAGUUUGUCUGUUGAGGAACAGAAUUCCUUGAGACGAGCUCUUAAACAGUAUACUCCUCGUAUUGAAGUUGAUCUGAUGAACUAUUUGCAAAGCAAGAGAGAGCGACAGCGUUCCAAGUCUGGUUAUGAUCCUUCUGAUGUUGUCGGCUCAUCAUCUGAAGAAGGAUAUAUUGGUCAGCAAAGGACGGCUAGUUUCUUUGGCAGGUAUUCUGCUGGUUCCCUAGACAGUAAUGGGGGCAGAAAGUGGAGUUCUAUGCAAGAUUCGUCCCUUCCUACUGGUGGGAUUCAUGUAGCAUCUAAUGAAACUCGUGAUGACUUGUACCGUGACUUCUCUGAUUCCAAGUCUGAAGAUCUGAGCUGCACAAUAAAUCUCACUGACAAUAAUGUAGUUUCCCAGACUGGUCGGAUUGAACAUGUGUCUACCAUGAGUCUGGAGGGCUUGUCCAGUCCCCAGGUGGACAUCAAUGUUAUGAGCAGUUCUGACCUUGGAGCUGCUGAAAACUGCAGUCCUGAUGGUGAGGCUUCAGCUGAGGUUGACCUUGACAAUCGCAAUUUUUCAGCUUCUAAGGGUAAUGCAUUGACAGAUGAGCCGAGUAUUCCCCAAAUUCUACACAUGAUCGGUAAUGCCAAUGAUGAUCUUUCAUCUUCAAAUAGAAGAUCUGGACUUCAGCAACUAAUUGCAAUAUCUCAGGCCAGUGAUAUUUCUAUUUGGACAAAGUAUUUCAAUCAAAUUUUGACAAUUGUACUUGAGGUGUUGGAUGAUUCUGACUCCCUCAUCCGUGAACUUGGUCUUUUGUUGAUCACUGAAAUGCUCCAGAAUCAGAAAGACAUGAUGGAAGAGUCUAUCGAGAUUGUAAUUGAAAAGCUGCUUCACGCUAAUAAGGAUGACGUGGCCAAGGUUUCAAAUGAAGCUGAGCAUUGCUUAUCUGUCGUAUUGUCCAAGUAUGAUCCCUUCAGAUGUCUAAGUGUUAUUGUUCCAUUGUUGGUCACUGAAGAUGAGAAAAUGCUUGUUACUUGCAUAAAUUGUUUGACAAAGCUUGUGGGACGGCUAUCACAAGAGGAGCUGAUGGCCCAGUUACCAUCAUUUUUGCCUGCUCUUUUUGAAGCAUUUGGGAACCAGAGUGCUGACGUUCGCAAGACUGUAGUUUUCUGUCUGGUAGAUAUAUAUAUCAUGCUUGGGAAGGCAUUCUUGCCAUACUUGGAAGGCCUCAACAGUACGCAAUUGCGCUUGGUGACUAUCUAUGCUAAUCGUAUAUCGCAAGCCAGGAUGGGUACUGCAAUAGACACUAAUCAUGUUUAGCUCUUUUUCCUUCUUUGGGUGGGAAAGACAGUGACCAUGAGGUUCUAUGGUUCAUUGUCGUGUAUUUUGUAAAUUUGUGUGAAAUGGGUUUUAGGUAUAUAUAUAUUUUCGUACAUAUUGCUUUUGCUUUUGAUAUGUUUGGUUUCUUGUGAGUGAUUGAUUAUGGUGGGAGAGAAUUGUAAUUUUUAUUUGGAGAGCGACACUCGAAACAUGAAAAAUAAACGUGAUUUUGGAGGAAAUUGUUUCUACACC